AUGUUUGGCAAUAUGUGCGGUCGCAAGCUGGCUCGCCGCUUCAAAUCAGCGCUGAUUGUCGCGCUGACAGUUCUCCUGGUUCAGACGCUGAUCGUGUGGAACUUUAGUACCCUGGAUACCGGGGAAGAAGCGGGCGAAGGGGCCAAUAGUAGGCGGGAGAAGAGGGACCAAGUCGGGGGCAUCAACAAAGCCUACAGCCAGUACCCCCGGAGCGGGCUGCCAAAGAGGCAUCACCAACCUCCGCUUGGGAAAACGGCUGUCCGACACAAGCAAGUAAGAGAGGGCUACCAAUCCUGGCGUCCCAAGGAGAAAGUCCUCCUGGAUAGUAACAACAAUGAGAACUCGGUCCCCAAAGACUUUGACACUGUUGUUGACAGCAACAGCAACCUCGGGGCGCGGUCACUGUCUCAGCGCCAGCGAAUGGCAGGAAACGCCGCCAAACACAAACCGGACAAGGCCCUAAGGCAAGGCAUUCUGGGAAAGGCCUUGCCCAAUGAGGUCAACAAGAUUAUUCAGCAGUACCCUCUUCCUCCACAGCAGCCCAGAGGAGCAGGACUUAAAGAUAGCCACGCACACAAACGACCCAAACCACACUCCCAGCUAGCCACUAAACCCGCUAGACCUUCCCCCUCUCCCUCCAUCAAAACAUCCAAUCAGCAUCAGCGACAUCACCAACCCAGGAAGUCGGUGACUGCGGCUCCUGUGCGGGGGCAGCGGAGGGAGAAGCACCAGUGUGAGAUCAGUGGGAAGGAGGCCAUCUCGGCUCUGUCAAGAGCCAAGACCAAGGAGUGUCGUCAGCAGAUAGCUGAGGUGUACUGCAGACACAAGGAGAGGACACUGAUGCCGGAGACCGUCCCUCGAUACUGCACCAUAGAAGGUAAGGCCAAUGUGAAUGUACAGUGGGAUGAGGGCUCAGAGCAGACUGCCCCUACUGUGCCUGUUCGCGUCGUCUUCGUCUUGGUGGUCCAUGGCAGAGCGUCUCGGCAGUUCCAACGCCUGUUCAAGGCCAUCUACCAUACCUCACACUACUACUAUAUACAUGUAGACCAGCGUUCCAACUACCUCCACAGACAGGUGGGGGCUCUAGCGAGCCAGUAUUCCAACGUCCGUGUUACUUCCUGGAGGAUGUCCACCAUUUGGGGCGGGGCGAGCUUGCUCACCAUGUACCUGCGUAGCAUGGACGACCUUCUCAAGAUGGCCGACUGGAAUUGGGACUUCUUCAUCAACCUCAGUGGAGCCGACUACCCUAUCAGGACCAAUGAACAGCUGGUGGGCUUCCUGACAAAGUACCGGGACAUGAACUUCAUCAAAUCCCACGGCAGAGACAACACACGGUUCAUCCGUAAGCAGGGUCUGGACCGGCUCUUCUUCGAGUGUGACACACACAUGUGGCGCCUAGGCGACCGCAAGAUCCCAGAAGGCAUUGCGGUGGACGGAGGUUCCGAUUGGUUCCUUCUGAACCGCAUGUUUGUGGAUUACGUCAUCAACUCUGAAGAUGAGCUGGUCGUCAGCAUGAAGCGCUUCUACGCAUACACACUGCUGCCUGCCGAGUCGUUCUUCCACACAGUACUAGAGAACAGUGCUCACUGUGAGAGUAUGGUGGACAACAACCUGCGUAUCACCAACUGGAACAGGAAGCUGGGCUGUAAGUGUCAGUACAAACACAUAGUGGACUGGUGUGGCUGCUCCCCCAACGACUUCAAACCUCCUGACCUGCCACGCUUUCAGCAAACGUCCAGGCCUACGUUUUUCGCCCGUAAAUUUGAGGCUACUGUGAACCAGGAGAUUGUUACCCAGCUGGACAGCUUCCUGUUUGGACCUUAUCCACAGGAGACCCCAGGGCUCCAGUCGUACUGGGAGAAUGUGUACGAGGAGAUGGACAGCGUAGCCAGCCUAUCAGACAGCCAGCUCACUCACUACCACGCCUUCACACGCAUGGGCCUAUCACGGGCCGCCACGUCACUGCAGGGCCACCCUGACAACAACAGCUGCAGGUAUAUCUCCAGGGGCCACCCGGUGUCUGUCCAUUUGUACUUCCUGUCAGACGUGUUCCAAGGCUACCUGGUUCGUCAAAAUGCUAGUAACCUAGCAACCAGCCAGCUAGAGACCCUAGAGACUUGGGUCUCCCAUAGCAACCACUUCACCCUGGCCCCGACAACCAACACACUCAACAGACUACAGUUUGCAGAGGUGGGUUCAGACUGGGACGCCAAAGAGAGAAUCUUCAGGAACUUCGGAAGCCUCCUGGGCCCCACGGAGGAGCCGGUUGCCAUGCAACGCUGGGGCCGGGGACAGAACGUCACGGUAACCGUCGUCUGGGUGGAUCCCACCAACGUCAUAGCCGCCACGUACGACAUCCUGGUGGACGGCGGGACAGAGUACACACACUACCGGCCCCCGUUAACCGUGCCAUUACGACCCGGCGUGUGGACGCUGCGUGUGUUGCAUCACUGGAACCUGCUGGCCUCCACCAGCUUUGUGGUUUCACCUCUGGAGUACCACGACCAGCAGCCUAUACGCCAGGAAGACACAGUGAAGCUCCACAGCGGCCCGGUCCGUAACUCUUACAUGGAGCAGAGUUUCCACGGCCUCAACCCCAUCCUCAACCUCCCUGUGCACCUGGGACAGGUGGAGGAGGCGGAGUUUAAAGCAUCACUGACAGGGGCGGAGCUCCAGAGCUGGGUGGACCAUCUCCUGGCAGGGGUGUGGUCUGCAGCGGACGUGUGUUCUCAGGGUCCUAGCUCCUGUCCCGUUAUGCAGCGGUGUCGGGAGACGGGAUGGAGCACGCUCAGUCCCGACCCAAAGUCUGAUCUGGGCCCCCCCAGAGGGAACGGACGGAUUAGGUAG
This is a messenger RNA of Salvelinus namaycush (lake trout), 2847 nucleotides long. RefSeq names its product xylosyltransferase 1-like. Bases 1 to 2847 code for a protein of 948 amino acids. The transcript has 12 exons. Gene Ontology annotation, molecular function: protein xylosyltransferase activity. Gene Ontology annotation, biological process: chondroitin sulfate proteoglycan biosynthetic process; heparan sulfate proteoglycan biosynthetic process. Gene Ontology annotation, cellular component: membrane. The record is from RefSeq and is a predicted model, not a curated record. Lineage: Eukaryota; Metazoa; Chordata; Actinopteri; Salmoniformes; Salmonidae.